Molecule: messenger RNA, 666 nt
Organism: Lactuca saligna
Lineage: Eukaryota; Viridiplantae; Streptophyta; Magnoliopsida; Asterales; Asteraceae
Source: the annotation of a GenBank genome assembly
AUGAUAUUCUUCUGCGAGACUCCAUCCAACCAAAUCCCAUUUUUGAAGGAUGUAUUCUCGGAAAACAUCAUCGCGAAAGCUUUCCGGUUGGAGAUAUGGGUUGAAAUGGCGAGAGCUGAGAUGACGGGAAGAAGCAGACCCAUCGAGAAUCGAGGAAUGACCAUGUACUCCUUCCCUUACGGGGCUCAUGGAGUAGCGUAUUUCGAAAGAGGAAGACGGGGUCAAAUAAAGACUGGCAUUCAUCUCCAUAGCCCUUUUUCUUUAGCAGUACAGGCCGGCUGGUCGGGGUUGUUUCCCCCCCGCUACCACAAAGAUCACUGCCCAGCCACCGCUCGAGGGUACCUCCGCUCCCCAACUGAGCAAAAUGGAUCAAAUUCGCGGGAAAGGAGAGAUAAAAAAAGGGAAGGUUCUGCUGAGACUCAAGUUCCCCUGCCGGAGCUCCCCGAACCUGAAGUAGAAGUCGAGGGGCUGCUCAGUGAGAAGAAGCGUCAAAUGAUUCGGACAGUUGUCGCGCUGGCGGAGCAGGGAGCCUACAGGGAAGAUUGGGGCAAUGAGGAGUUCGACGAUUUAGCCCAUCGACUACAUCUAUCGCUGAACCAACUUCCGAAUCAUCUACCGAAUCGCAUAAUCAACCGGAUCCACCUAAACCUAAUAAAUUUCCUCUAG